Spirometra erinaceieuropaei is the source of this 16186-nucleotide messenger RNA. NCBI's taxonomy places the organism in Eukaryota, Metazoa, Platyhelminthes, Cestoda, Diphyllobothriidea, Diphyllobothriidae. The record is from the annotation of a GenBank genome assembly.
AUGGUAUGCAUAUAACACUUUUUAUACGAAUCAAAAAGCAUUUAUUAACUUAAGUGUUGCUAUAAUCUCAUUGUCGAUUGAUGAUCUUACGAAAUAAAGUUAGCAUAGAAACUACAUUUUAAAAAAUGAGAAAAUUAUUGUGACGGUUCCUUAUUUUCCUAAACUUUAUGCAGUCCAUUUAAACUAUACACGUUAAUGCAGACGAUGACUGAGAAGUCCAGUAUUAACCUAUUUACAUUCGUCAACCGGUCAUGGACAAACACAUGUCUUAAUGAUUCCGAAUUUCGAUAUGAAUUUUCGUCAUCGAAGGUUUGUAAGCCCAAACCCUAACCCUAUGCAAUAGAGCCUUUACGCUGGGAUUCGUGAGCUCACAUAUUCCUUCAGCAUAUGCACUUAUAUGUAUUAAAAAUGGACAUCCUAGAGCAUGUUACUAUCAAGGCUAUAAAUCACAUCGGAAUCACCCAUAUAUUAAGAAUUGAUACGCGACUUCGAGAAACUGCUGAAAUAACCCUAAAUAGAAAUGAAAGACAAAUCGGUGACUACUUUACGCAUAAAGCUUGCACACUAUAAGAACAGAUUUGCAUGUCUCGAUAUAGAAGAUGUUGUCUGAAAAAUCCCAUGAGUCGCUUGUGAUGGAAGGAAUCAAGGCUUAACUGCGGAGUCAAUCUCGCCCUCGGUUCUUGUACGUGGCCCAUUAUUCAAAAAAUGUGCUCGGGCCCGGGUGCUGAAAUUUAACUCGAUAAGCGUUCUUUCGUUCCUGAAGAAGUGUGCCUAUUUCUUGUAUAUGUUUAUAAUGACAUGCCAUUGUCCAUGCAGAUCCGCAGUCUAGAUAAAUUAGUCAGUUCUUAAUCACCCAUGGGAGAAGACGAACAUAAAGAGCAAGCGAUUUCAUGGAAAGUGCUGUGUUCAUGCUGAUGUUUCGUAGACCUGUCGAUUUGCAUCAUCAGGCUCGUGGACGGUUUUUUUCCUGCUGAUCUGGACUUCUUCUGUCUUGAUAGAGAUGUGGUCUGUAAAUCGUCCUGCCGUCGUCUCACGCAGUAACAAGUAGCGGUUCUGUUCUAUGACGUUAAGUCCAGCACAAGAUAUGUUUAAACUGAAUGCUUUAUUGCAUUUUUCGACUUGGUGCCUCAGAAGUGUGAGGUAGUUGAGAAGUUCGAGAAUGUCUUGCAGCAAGAAGUGGCGACUUAACUCCCUCACCAAAAACGUCAAAUAACGGUUUCUAUAGCCGAAAAUUGAGAACAUCUGAGGAUACAAACGUCAACGAUAUUGCUACCUUGGCCGUCGACAGGCGGCACCCGACAAACGUCAUGAAUACAGUUGCACACUGGAUCAAACUGGGCGAUCUCUUGAUGGACAAAGGGUUUUUUCUGCUAAGGAAUGUUAAUGAGUUCAAAAACCUCGCGCACAACAUAAACAAUAACAUUGGCGAAUUGAGGGAAGGGGGCCCCAAUAAAAGGAGGAUAACGGACAAAAUGACAACUGAUUUCGUGAUGGUACACUUCAUCGGCCUGCAAAAUUUACGCGCGCCUGAAGGGUUCCCAAAACCCAUCGUCCCCUUGUAUGACUUCCUAAGAGUUGGUGAUUAAAGUGACAAUACUGAACACUUUGUUUUCCCACUAAGGACUCAGAGUGGACAAUAAAGUUGGUUAAAGAGUGUUUGAAGUGCAUCCAAUAAAUCAAUAUAGAGGCAGACGAGGUGGUGACGCCGUCUAACAUGAUCUCUCUUCUCCCACCGCCCCCACUGGCGAUGGACAUUAUCAAUGGCCUUCUCGUGGAAAUGUAUGAUGAGUUCACUCGACAGCUCUGACGAGUUCAUAUCAUCGAGCUUCUAAAACCGUGCCUAAAGACCUUCUUCACGUUCAGCGUCCAUAUCUACAAGCAAACGAAGGGGCAUCGAUAUUCUUACCCUUGUCUGAACUAAUUGCCAAACAUGUUUUUCAAAUGCUCGAAAAUCUGGCCGUCGACGACACGUUGGCCACAAUCAAAAGGAGCAAUGUACGGGUUGUCGAGGUAUUUAGUUUCUCCGCAUUUCCUGUUUAUAUGGAGGGAGAUGUCGAUAUUCAUUUGCAGUUUCUCGACUAACAAGUUGCAAAGCCGGCAGGCCAGAAGAUAAGAACAACGGUUUACCGUAAGCUGACUGACACUAGAGCCACCCUACAGUGUCUUUCACAAACUCAAUUGUGGCAGCGGAAAUAGAGGAUUGUGUAAGGGCACUCCAUAUUUGACGCCAAUAUUUACCCGAAAUCCUUUCACAUGCAAGGACCUCAAAGAGCUUUAUUUUGAGCGACCGAAAUUGGAAAGGUUGAAAUUUUAAACCAGAAAUCUCUAUGUAAUGAUGGCUUUAAAGGCGACGGCAAUAUUUCUAAACAUUUCGGGAUCAUAAAACGUAAUCCAAAGUAGGACAGCAAAUUAUUUAGACCAAUGACUCGCCACAAACAGCAUACCAAUCAUCAGUGGUCUACAAUAAACGCUUUGGCACAAGACUGCAUGAACACCUACUUUCAAUCAAGAACACGCCGUCUUUUAGUUUUAUGGUCACGUAAACAUGUCUAAAUAUAGUUUCGCGCUUACGAAACCGUGAGUGAUCGACAGAGUCAGUGGGCAUCGAGCAAGGCCAUAAUUUGAGGUAAAUGGCAAAGCUGAAAAUAUAAAGACCAGCAGGUGCAACACGCCUUAUACUCUGGUCAUGGAAGCAAAAAGGUUUCCGAAACGUAUGUUGGGACGCAAUAUGGUUGAUAUAGUUUCCGUUUCUUCUUUUUAGUCUUGUAGGGAAGAUUUGAGAUGCAAUAUAUACAUAUAAAUUAAGAAAGGUGAAGUUAUUUGGGGACCAGCAAGGAAAGACCGCGAAUUCCUGGACAAAAUGACCACUCUGUGCAUAUUUUUAUGUAUUGCUAGGGUAUUAAGCUCUAUCAUCGAAAUGGGUACAAGGAGCGCGUGCUUAUUUGGUAAUACUAACAAUAUUGCUUGUUUGUAUGACGAGUAGCACGCAGUGUUUAGCACGCGGUGAUAGCGUUUGCUCAAAUUUUCAUGGAAAUGUCGUUGCUGGCCCCAAUUAGCUAUUUUCCAGACACUAGGGUCAAAAGUAUUCACAUUUUUAGAUUCGAUAGAUAUUUGUUCGAAACUUAUUCAAGGCUGGUAUUUGUAAAGCCGAUCAGCAUUAACUUACCAAUGACAUAAUUACAGAGUAGUUUUCUUUCGCACUACAUGUCAUUUUCGGGGUAGUUGUCAGUGUUAAUAGUCAUAAUGCGCACUUAGUUUUUAGACUGAAUAUGACCACAUAAAUACAGCCAUUUUUGAUUGAAUGCUUGUCUACACUUAUGCAGGUUGUUUCAUAUUUGUCAAACAGGGAAUGUGCUGUUUGUCCCAUUCCAGACAAAGUCGGGUAUCCAUCGCGUGUAUCUGACGAGAGAUCUGAUGUACGUUGAUCUGCAGAAUGUUGUUGCAGAAGCAGAAGUGCACUACUUUUACGGCGCCGGACAAACUGGAGGAACCCUGCGAGCUACAGGGCUGCAGUUCACCAGCUUGACUGACAUCAAGAGAUUGCAAGAUGUCAUGGAAUCACUACGCAAAAUGAAUACAUGGAGACGAUCUGCUCUGUCAAUUUUCGAAAACCUUGCGACUCAGGCAUUUUUAAAUUCCCCGGUGAUGACGUGCGUCCUAUAGAUACAUUUUGUCUUUUAUGCUGGCCUGGAAAGUUCUGAAUUACAUGGCUUUACAAAAAAACCUUGGUUUUUUUGAUGCAUUUUUUGCCAGGAAUUGGCGGUCGGCGACAAAUUUCAACCGGGCAAAAUCACUUGAUACUGUUAUUCCCCUAUCUCGAUGACCUAGAAGGUUUUCUAAGCGGGUUGUGUACAAACCCUUAAAAAAGUUGUGAUAUAGGUUUAUGUGACAUCCAAAUGGCACAGAUCAACCAGAUCAUGCAGCAAGCACUGCAGUUUCCCCGAGCAUGAUUUGCACUUUACAGCUGUGUGGCACACCGUACUAGCUACUGAACAGAAACUUCUGAUAUAUCAAUUCCAUCAACUCUGUAGAUUUAGGUAACAAAAAUGACAAAGCAAAGUGUUAGCGAGCGGGUUGGUGUAUUUGCAUGCCGCGCGAAAAGUGUAAAGCGCGAAACCUUGACUAUUUAGUUUCAUGCACUGCCAACAACCGCUCGACUCCUCGGAAUGUCCCCAUUCCACGGAAGCUAGCGUUGCAUUACUCAUAAAGGCGCGAUGAUUAAAUUUUUUGAUCAGCAGAAAUCCUGCAACCGUAUGCAAACAAGCAAUACGUCUACUAAAAAGCAAACUUGUUCUUGGCAAACUGGAGAUGCUAGAAAGAUUUGAAGGGACUCCUGGUUACACAUGGGCAGGGUUCAUCAUACCAGAAAGCGAAUAACUAAGGCAGAGUGUGUAGCCGGCUGUAGGACCUCCAAGAACGGUUGUUUACUCUGUAACAGUUCCUAGAAAUGGAGUGCCGAAUUUUCGAGGCCAAGUUGGUUAGGUCGCGGCAUGUCACGUCUCUCCGACUGUGCAUUCCUGAUUGUCAUCUACGUGGCAUGUAGUUAUACAGAAGUGGUCAAAUCAACACUCCAAUAAACACCUCCGACUAUGAUGGGCCAAUGGUUUCAACGCUGCUAAGAACGCUACAGACCCCCAAUUACCCAUCGAUUGGAGACUUGACUGAUUAUUUUCCUAGUAAAUAUCGUCCCGAAUAAAUAUGAACUCGGAAAAUGGCAUUGGCGCUUUUCACCUUAGCUGCAUGCCAUUGAAUAUAACGUGCAGUUAUCACGAUGUUCUUCAGAUCGUGGGAGGCCCCACGCGUUUUACCUUUAAGUCAAUUAUCGACAACGAUAGCUUAUCGUCUAUGUCGCGUUGAAAAGGAUACCCGAAGUCAAUACGUAUUGGAUUUCAGUUUAAUUGCAUGACUUUGAUUCUUCUUUUGGACGCUACACCUUUUUAACCUUCUUUGCAUGCAUUAAGGUUUUAAUAGCUGUAACGUUACUUUUACGCAAAUUGUUUUAUUUUCUGCUUGUGUACGUCUUUGGCUGCAUGGUCUGCCACUCAAAAUUUGCCGAUAAUUUUGUAAUACUUAUUGUUUUGUUUUCGGUACAUUUGUAAGCUAUUGUUUAGCGAAGCUGAUAAGAUAAAAAUAUUAAGAUGAAAAAAAUUUUUACCAGCUUCCGUGCCAUUCAUACGGAAAGUGAAAAUCCGAAGAACAUAUAUGCAUGCUGUCGCCAUGCGCUUGCAAAACAUUACCAUGUAUUCUACUCAGAACCCAUGCUGUUUUUGCUGUUUCCGUACUCAUAGUGCCCUUUGAACGCACAUCUUGUGUGAUUGGGGGUGACGCAGGUACUCCAUACUGAUGAUGAGAAUGAUGGCACACUUCAUUCAUGUGGCAAAAGGGUAAAAACUUCGAUAUUAGUUCGUAUUUAAGCAUCAUUAAUUAUGCUUAUAGCUGGAUGCUAUUUUUGUCUACUCUUCAUGAAGCAUCAUGAUCUAAAAAUGUGGCGAUAUUCAAGAGGUUUUUCUCGUAAUGCAUGCGCGCAUUGUCAGUCCACAUUCGAUUUAAUAGCUUCCAUGCACCUAGUAGCAUUUCAAUGUGUAUUUUAACGCAUUGGUUGAAUGGGUCCCCAUAAGAGGGCGCAGUCUUUUUAUAUUUUACGGUUGACAAAUUUGGGAUAUCCGGGUUGGUUAUUUGAAGAAGAAGAAGAAGAAAAAGAAAAAGAUAGGCAUUUUGAAGCAGGUUUAUUAAAAUGCUGACGUUUCAAAGAGCUUGCUCGGCGCUACAUUGCCAAUGUGUAAAAUGCGCUUAGUCGAACGGAAAUUCCAAGUGGUAUGUUGUGUUCUUCGGCCUAAUGCUGAUCGCUUGUUGUGUCAUCUCGCAGGCUGAAACCUCAGCAGUGAUUUACGAAAUAAAUUGCAAUAAGGGCGACUGCAACUAUGUUAAAGAAACCGAGAGGAAAUAGCGGCCAUUAGGAGGUGAGAGCCCAACUCUCAACUAGCAAUACACGUUGGAGAAACAGGACAUGCUUUUGACCUACGGAGGACUACCAUCUUAGGCCGAGGCAUCACUAAAUCAGAACGGCUAAAUCAGGAGGUUUGGUUCUCUGUUGCCCACUGUAUCUACAGGCAUCUGAACCUUCCUGCAUAUUACAAAGUCCUACGUCAUCACAAUCUUAGAGCUCAGGACCAAACAAUCACAACGGACUUAAAAAGGCCGAACAGCGAAAAUUUGACACCCGUCAACUAUCCUCCGAGAACCAUAGCAGCGAAUGGAGAGGAACUUCGAUCCGUAUGAGGCCGACCAAACCAACAAUUCCCCUUGAAAAUUGCGCUCGAUUAAGUGCAUUUUACGCUUUAACAUUGAAUAGCGAACAAACGCUUUAAAAAGUCAGCAUUUAAAUAAACCUGCUCCGAAGUGCUACUGGCCUUCUUUUACCUAUAUCUGUAAGCACCGAGGUAUAUAAUAUGCGUACGACACAUCUAGGAUUUAUGCAAUAAAAAAUUCUUCUUAACCCACUCACCAUACGAAUGUUUACGAUUGCGACCCGCUCGUGGUCAGUACCACUGACCCAGUCAAACCACUUAAACAUAAGUAGUCGUUUAACUAGACACCAAGAUUAAUUUUGCGCAGUUGCCACGAUUUUAACUUUGUUGUGAUCUAACCCAUCCCUUCAUACAUUGCGAUUACUUGCAAUUGACAUGGGCGUGUGAGAGGUAAUCUGAAAUACACUGGGGAUGAUUAAGUAAAACAGUUUUCUCGAAUGUCUGAACCGAGAUACUGCUUCAACAAUUGUGGAAUUGUAUAUUUCCUUCCGUUCCAAUUAAAUGCAUGAUUAGUUUUAUUUCCAAUUGAUGUCACUAUUGGGCGUCGAAAUACUAACUGCACUACGCGUUGAGGUUGCGUGUAAAGAAAAGCGAUGCGUUCGGCCUACCACAAAAGCGAUAUGGGGGGAGGUUCAAUUAAAAUCCGGCUUAUAUGACGAUUUUGGUUUCCUUUUCUCUUGGAGACUCGUUGGUAGCAUGGUCUGCUACGAUCGAAAUUUGUCAUUAUUCGAAUUUGUUUAUGUUAAUCGUGGAUUUUUGGGUCAGGAAUGGGCAAACCCUAAAAUAUUGGCGUCCGGAGGCAAACAAUCAGCGCAUGUGGGACGGAGGUCGCAAUUUGACCAAGCAGAAUGUGGUGUAACAAAGAAUGCGGGUUCAUUAUGCACUCAUUCUGCCAGUUAAAAUCCUGAUUAACCAGUCCCUUUUGCAGGUCGUCGCGUUAUGGCUGUGAUUUUCGUCCCACGUAGUAAUUGGGGUUGUGAAUCCUUGCAUAAAUGAAAAAUAAGCCAUACGUUUUACUGUAUGACCCUGCCCCUAUUUUAUGACCGCCCCUCUUUGAUAUUUAUGUUUCAUACUUUUUUGACGUCACACCUUAUUUUACUUUGUUUUUUUUUCAAAUACGUGGAACAUUUAGUCGUUGUUUGCAUUUCACGCAAAAAAUCUUUUGUUUUUUGACUUUCGUACGUUUUUGCCGCACGGGCUUUCAUUGUCGUUGGGCUAAACACUUGCCGACAAUUUCAUAAAAGUUAUUGUUUUGUUUUCGAAUGUUAUUUGUUAUCGCAGGUUACUGGGUUUUCAUUUACAUUCGCUUCGUGCAGCCUUCAUAUGGUGGGCUUUUCUUCGUUUAAACGUGAUUUAUACGCCUAUCGGACUUUUUCGAUACAUUAUUUAAGCUACUGUUUAGUGGACCUGAUAAAAUCCAAUGCAAGAACCGUAUUAGAAACCAUGCGGAGGAACUGAUGACUUCGGUUUAGGUUUUCGGGACAAGAAGAUGGAUAUGCUGUGUCUUUCUGUGACCUCUGAGCACAUAAACGGAUCAAUACUUAAGGCGUAAUGUUUAGUUUACAGGCUGACGAUAACUUUAGCUGUAGCCACCCGACUCUUGAUUUUUAUGCCAGGGUGUAAGAUUGGCCUUGUGAGUCCGUUGUGUUCGUAGAAACGGACAGUUAUAUACGUACGCUGCAACAGAAAGAUAAGAAUCGUUAAUGCACAAUCCUCAUAGACAGACACAAUAUUAGGACUGCAAAAAUAAGAACAAAGUAAACAAAAUAGGUCAUUCGAGAGACAAAAAUAUCAGACUUUGGCUACCGACCUUCCUUGAAACUUCAUUCCGUCAUACGGCAUCGAUUUUACCGUCUAAUAGUGAAAUGCCUGUAAAGGGCAGCCCUUCAGAUUUUAUUGUAGCUUUACAGGGUUUCAGCGUCUUUUACUUCAUCCUCCAGACAGAUGACAUUUGACUGAUCAUUUUCAGUCAAAACCUACUGCUGGGAAGUUCACGGUAAAAGGCAAUAAACAAAGGUUAUCAAGGGUCAGGAGGACUCCAGAAUAGCAAUCAACUUCUCAAAUUUUUUCAUCUUAGAGGAAAAAACAAUAACAAAUACGUACAUGAAGUAUACAUUUAAUAGAUUCUAAAGUUAUCUGUCAAUUUAAAUCAGCCACUUGCAUAUAAGUAGGUAAUCGAUAUGCGUCAGUUUGGUCAUAACUACGUUGGACUAAGUGUUUCUCGUAGACAUGACAGGGCCAGUGGAAGAAAAGCAACUGUUCCUCAAAUGCAGGCUGAAUAUUAAUACUAAUUUUAAAACAACUGUUGACUCAAUACCAGCUGUCGUUGUGAAAUCUACACGCUGUGACAUUUCAGUGACCAGUCAUUAUCGAGGUAGAUGGGAGCUAGUUUAAACUAAGGCAUUGGGCAAAAAAUGAGUUUCGAUGCGUGGUAUGUUUUAAAAUUAGAUGCCAUGGCAUGGAUAUAGUCCGUUUAAGGGAAAAACGGACGAGAAAACACGACGGGUGAAAAGUUAAUGUGGCCUAAAUACCUACAGUAGAGUAAAAAACACUUGCUAGCUUGCAAAAUGGGAUGAUUCGGAUAGAAUAGAUAAAUGUGACGGAGAGUAUGUUAAUACAUAUUCGGAAUCUAAGUUAGAGCGCGGAAGGCAUAUAACUGCGAUUCAUACAGUGCGUGACCUAUCUCAUGAAAUGUUUGCUGAAAUUCUGAAAUGCGUUUUCGAUUAGGAAGUAUUACUUGGUCGCGGUUGUGAUACUGAUUAUCUUAAGGCUUACUCUUAUUACAUUUUGGACUCGACAGGAUGCCUGCUUUAAAAUGCACUUCUUUUUAAUCUCCUGUAUGAAGCGUGCUCGGUGAAAAAUGACUACUUAAUUAGCAUGCGUUUUUUCUAUUGAUUAUUGAUGGUCUUGGAAAUUCAAAUAUAUUUUAUAGAAACAACAAAAAAUAUGCUUUCUUUUAGUCUAUCAAUAGAGAAUCACGUUUACUUUAUAUUUUAUACUUAAGGGAGGAGUAUAAUUAGGUUUUAAAAAGUUUCUAAUUAUGAGACUUUUUAAGACCGCGAUAUGUCCAUUCGCAUAGCAUCGUACCUGGCCGUUUACCACUGCUCCUCAUAAAAUGUACUACAUGGUCCGCAUCCAUUACAAAAUUGUGUGGACCCUGUAUGAUAUCUCUUUAAUGACAUAGAAAAUAUGGAAUUUUCUUUACGCGGAUCGCAUGCACCUUGUAGAGUGUAAUCACUAAGCGCUAAUGCAACGAAUGAUCAGGCUCCAAAUUUUUCGGCAAUUAGAAAACUUUUUUAAAACCCAAUUAUACUCCUUCCUUAAGUAUAAAAUAUAAAUAAGACAUGAAUCUCUAUUGCUUGACUAAAAGAAAGCAUAUUUUUGUUUUUAGGUUCAUUAAAAUAUAUUUGAAAUUCCAAGACCAUCGGAAAUCAAUGGCAAAAUGCAUGCUACUUAAUUAGUCAUUUUUUACCAAAAAUGGUUUCUACAGACGACUAAAAAGCAGUGAAUUCAAAAGCUGACAUCCUGCCGAGUCCGAAAUGAUAUAAGAUUAUGCCGCAGGACAACCAGUAUUACAACCGCCAUCAAGUAAUCCUUCCUAAUCGAAAACGCAGCUCAGAUUUUCGUCCAACAUUUCAUGAGAUAGGUCACCCAAUGUAAAUGGCUCGCCGAAUCAGCAAUAUUGAGUGGCUGACGUAAGAAGAGGCUCUUUGGCGUAACACGAUUGUUCAUUUGAGGUCAAAACUAUGGCCAGUUUUUCCGAUGCGAGUUUCCAGCUGUGAGUUUGGGUCUAGUCUCCGAGUUGCGAGUUAGGACUCAUGUUUGCGGGCCUUCAAUAUUUGUCCGGUUUCUCUAAAGUAAAUCCAGCCUCCAUUCUUGCAACGCAUUCGUCAGACAGCUUCUGAGUUUUCAGUGGGUGACAGUAUGUAUCUAAUCUGUGUGCAAGUCAUUGUUUAAGAGGCCGCGACAUCUCAGUUACUGCGUGGCUAUAGAGUAAGGAUUUUUGAAUUGACCGUAUGAUCGACUGAGUUGUUUUGACUUGUCGUAAAGGGCAAACACACAGAUGUACAUAUUUUAUGUAAAGUGCAGUAUUCAUUUGCUGAAGCGUCUAUUUCGGGUGUCAUUGAGGACACUUUUGCGCCGGAACCAUUGCUUGAUAAUGUUUACUUCACUUUAAAUAAUUCAGUCAGUUUGUCGCCGUCACCGUUACCUGGGAAUGUCAUAGUUCCAAUCAGUCAAUUAUUCAUUAUGUAGCAUAAUUAUGUAAUAGUUUAUUUGACUCAGAAGACCGGCAUUCGAACGAACUUCUUUCCGUAUGCGGGCGAAAACUUUGUUCUCUAAAAUGAAAUAACAUGAAUUUUUUCAUUUCACUUUCGACGCCCUUAAAAAAUUAAUUGUAUUUCAUGAAAAAAACACGCAUGUAAAUAUUUAUUUUCUCGCACAUUCCGUAGAAAAUUAAGACUUUAUUUAAUUAAGUUCUCUACCCAAAAGUAUAUUCUCACAUUUACUGCCAGAAAAACGCAGUACUACCGCCAAUUCAAGCCACAAACCGACGCGGCUGCAUAGAAGAAAUGCAGUAGAUGAAAUGCUUAACAAAGUUUGGAAGUGCGUUCUCUUUUCGAAAGAAAAAAUACGGUAGAUGUGCUAACUCAUGAAAUGACAACCAAAAUUUCGAAAUGUGUUUACGUUUCGAAAAACCUACUUAAGUGGUGUUGCAAAACUAAUCAUGUUGCAGCAGAAAUCUAUAAUGAUCAACUUACCUCAGGGUGUCAACUUUCGAAAGAAUUAAUUUUCGGCUGCAUUCAAUGCCUAUACAUUGCAAAAAAUGACUGCUAAAUGAGUAUGCAAUUGUCUUAUUGAUUUCCGAUGUCCUUGAAAAUUUAAUUAUAUUUUAUGAGAAACAUGCAUAGAAAUAUCGAUUCUUUUACUUAUCCGGUAGAACAGCACGUUUUUUUCAAAUUGCAUGCUCAAAAAAGAUUAUAAUUCGGUUUUUUAAAAAAAGUUUCCAAAUGCGAGAUUUUUAAAUACCGUUAAAUGACCGGUUAUGAAACGUCAUGUAUCUGCAUUUACGCAUAUGGCUUAUAAAAUUUAAGAAUAUUGUUCAAAUCCACAGCUUAAUUUUAUGAACCUCAUAUGGUUUCCUAUUAACACCGUAGAGAAAUGUAUGGUUUUCAGUACACGGAAAAUAUACAACUUGUAGUUUUGAAACCCUGAAUGCAAGUGGCAGCAGAUCGGGUUCAAAAUUAUUCGAGAAUUAAAAAAGUUUUUAAAACCGAAUUUUACUCUUCUUUUUAACAUGAACUUGGAAGAAGACGUGAUUAUGUACCGAAUAAGUAAAAUAAUCAAUAAUUCUAUGCAUGUUUCUCAUGAAAUAUGAUUGAAUUUUCAAGGGCAUCGAAAAUCAAUGAGAAAAUUGCAUACUACCUAAGUAGUCAUUUUUGCCGAAAAAAGGUUAUUUUGAAAGCCAAAGCCCUGUGGUCACUGGAUGAUUAUAGAUUUUUGCUGCGUAAUCAUUAGUUUUACAACACUACUUAAUUUAUCUUUUCGAAACGUGAAUGCAUUCCCAAUUAUUGAUUGGCAUUUCAUGACUAAGCACAUCUACUGUAUGUGUGUAGACUGUUUUGGUUUGUCACUGCACCGGAUUUUACAGAAGAAAGACAAAUGAAAACUAGUUAAUCAUGGUGGCAACCUGCCUACCAUCACUAACAUAAUGCCGGCGUUUUUAGGAUAUGAGAGGUUGAAAUAAUCUGAACCAUUGGUUGAUUUGGAGUCUUACACAGCGCUCAGCUGGUAUCGUGCAGCUGCGACGUAUGCACAGCUGCCAUGAUGAAGGAUAGCGGGCAACUUGGCAACCGGAAAGCGAAGUGCAGAUUUGAGGGACAAUGGUCAUCAGAAUGGAAUACAAUUUCAGAGGGGCGCGAAGGUGGUACUGGGUACUCGGCAUAUUCAAUUCUUCGCAGAAAAAGGACAUUUUUGUGCAAGCACGAAAAAGGAGCUGGCCGUCCCUUAGAAUCGUCAUUAUGAACGAAUGAAGGCAUCCAGUGCCCUAAUUACAGAAAAACACAAGCAGUACAAUGUUAGCCACUCCAGGAAUUUUGUAGAUUGUGAAUCAAGCCGUCACGUAAACGCUAUCGAGGCUGACGAUGAAACUGAUUGAAAUCGGGUUGGUCUCCAGAAAGUCUAACUAGACUUAUUUAGAUAAAGCCCAAUUCAGCAUAUGGAUCCCUCUCGACCAAAGUGAUCUGGGUGUAGGCUGUAAUGUCUUUCUUCGAUAUUUUGCUUUGCCGUUUUCAGUUAAGCCGAAAGCCCUAAACCGACGUAUUUUUAACGGGUAACAGAGUCCUUUGGAGAAAGGUAACUGAAAGGAAUGGAUGAUGUUUUUUUAAUUUUAUAAAUAUUCCUUGUCCGGCCACGAAAUGAAAGCGGCUGCGACAGUUGUUGCAGGAAAAAGGUGGUCGCCGAAAGCUACAUGUUUAACGAAACUGAAACCUAUACCAGAAAUUGCAAAUGACAUAUUUUGUGUCAGCAACGCUGAUAAUCCCAUCAGCUAACGGUAAAGCCACGCUAUGAAACCGCACGUCAGAUCUGAUGGCAAGUGUAUACUAACGCCAGACGAUUGAGGGAAUAAAACCCUCGGUAUGGAUUCCAACCUAUCGAAAGAUUAACUGAACCUACCUAGGGACAAAAAAAAUCCCUAGAAGAAAAUCUUUUUUGAAAGAAUUCUGCGUGGGGGUGCAGUGACUCCGCAGACCGUAUCUUUGUUGCAGCCGCUGAACAUAUGGCCAGUACUGAUGACAACUUCUGCUAAGGUUAACCAGAGCCCAGAAGCGUCUGGAAAGAAAACCCCUGCAACGUAUAGCUGUUUAUCGAAAAUUACAUUAAGUCUAGCCGAGUUCUGGGAAUAAAACCCCCAAAACAUCCCUUCACGAAAGAUUUAUAUUUAGGAGUUUUGCGAUGACUGAACGAAGGACAAUGCUAAUGAGCUGGUAAAGCAACACUGUGGAUGUUUUAAAUGUUCAAUGAUCAAAAGUUGAACGGAAGCUAGCAAGCUUUGUGGUCAGAGAAUAUCUAGUACUUGCCGUUUACGAAAGAGUUCCAUGUGGGAUGCGGUUAUCUAACGGGUGUCAUCAAUGUCUAACCCGCUAACGGCUACACUGUUGAACCUGUUUCUUGUAUUGGUGACGUAUUGACAGGAUGGAGGAAAUAAAACUGCUUAUAUGGAUGGCAUCCUAUCGAAAGGUAAACCAAACAUAAGAACGGAAGAGGAACAUCUAUAGAACAUGCCGUUUACGAAAGAAUUCCCUAUGGGGGAGCAGGGACUUAAAGGAUGUUGUCGACUUCGUAGCCACUAAAGGCAGCUCUGUUGUGCCCAUGGGUGAUAUUGAUGGCAAUAUUUUCAAUGGUAAAUCGAACCUCAAUGGAUAAAGGUGACAAAACAGCUGAUAUGGAUGGCUACGCAUUGAAAGGCACACCAACCGUAACGGCGUUAGGGGUAGAAAGCACCGUAGCACUCGCAUUCUUAAAAGAUUUCCGUUAGGUCUUCAAUAUCCGAACGAAUUGCGUCUCUGCAUUAGCUGGUGAAGCAACGCUAAUGUUUGUAAUUCAGUAGGCAACAAUGUGUAAUGUGCAAUACUGGGUCUUUUACCGCGCCCCUGCUGGGAUUUUGUCUUAGGAAACCAAUUUUCUACCAGCUAUCCGGAAAGUAAAAGAAUGCUCAAUUGCGAAGCACGUAAUAUUCUACAGCCCCGACCAACAUACAAUACAACAUGGAAUCAUAUAAUGCACGAAACUGCUGGAGUAUUUAAAAAGGCCUGCGUCGCAAGGUUUUCGAGCAUGGACAAGGCAGAUUGUCUCCACAUGUUCAUUAUAUGCAGUGCUUCCAUUGUUUGCUGCAACGUCUGCACAUCAGUCAAGCUGGUGAAUUGUAGUCCCGUAGAUCGCACAGUUCCCCGAGCUUGUCCGGAGCCGUAAACAUAAUGAAUUUCAGUUACUGCAACAACGUUCUGCAAGUAAACGUAGAUCGAUUCCUCGGGCAUAUACACGGAAGGAGACUCUCGUGUGACUUUAAUGGAACAGGAAAUAAAAUAUUCGUUUGACGAAUAUAAAACACCGCAUAAUUUUAUAAAAGCAUCCAAGUAAACACAUGUAGUCAUGCAUGGUUGCGUUUUUAUGGUAAACUGAAGCAUUCAUUUAAAUUGUAUAGAGAGCUUAAAAUGCAGAACGCAUUAUAUUCAUUUGAAGCUAAUAAUAUUUAAACAAAAUCAUGAAGUAAAAAGAGAAAAAAUAUGUAUUAAAUUAUCACAAAUGAUUUGAAGUUGACCUCUUGUACAUAUUGAAUAAUUUGAAACAGUCAUAAAGAUGAUUGGUCAUUAUCAUGCAGAAAUCGUUAACUGCUAUACAAACAGGACAAGUGUCUAUACGCUACUUUUGGUAUCGUUGCUAGUUGAAAGCCUUGGUAGGUACAUCGCAUGGCAGUUGCCAACUGCAAUGGCUGUCGAGUAUGCCGUCUUGAGGCUCAUGCAGCUUUACCACUUGUCGAGACUUAACUGAAUCAUCUGAAGGAACUGAGAGUUCUAGUUCCUGCAUCCUACUCCGAUUGGCCCGCUGUAACCAUUGUGGUUAGGGAAUCCAAUGUCUCAAUCCGCAUUCGUGCUAAAUUCUACACCGGCUUAAUGACACACUGAUGCUGAACUGCUAUGCACUGCCGUUUCAAGCUAAUCUUUUUACCCUGAUGAAUGUGGCCACUCGCUUUGACAAGCUGGAUAUCGCUUAUGAGUACCUGCAGAUCGAGGUCGUCCCAGAGUCGCGCGAAUUGUUGACCAUUAACAUUCCCCACGGUCUCUUCCAACAUACAAGGCUGCAUAUUGGUGUCAAGAGCCCACCGACACAACUCCAGUAGACGAGUAACGCAAUGCCAGCCUGCAUCCCUGACACAGCUGGGUACCCGAACGACAUCAGAAUCCUGGGUCGCUCCUCUGGCAAGCUGAAAGGCCGAGUGUGUGCAAUUCUCAAACUCGUCAAGGAAUAUGGUUUCAGGCCUGCGUGCCGACAAGUUCCAAUUCUUUCACGACUCCAGAGACUAUCUCGGAUUCGUUUUCUGUUGUCCCGGUUGUCAUCCAGAUCCUGAAAACCUUCGGACCAAGCAACGAUGCCUGCGUUGAAGAAUGUCUCGUACCAUCGUUAGUUUCGUGGUCGGAUUAGCUACUAUAGGUCCUUCUGCAAUCGUUGAAUAAAGUACGGACCCCACUUAACCGUCUGUUGCAGAAGGAUGCUCCUUGUUGCCGGUGCUCCAAAUACGAAAAUGCCUUCGCCCAGCUAAAUUCGAUGUUAAGUUCAGAUCAGCUGCCAAUAUUUGUUGCUGUAAAUGCCUCCAACCAUGCAGUUGCUUUCGUCAUCUAACAUACUUUUCCUGAUAGGUCUGAACUUCGAUCAAGUAUGAAUGUUAAAUGCUAACCCCUGCGGAGAAGAAAUAUGGGCAAAUAGACAAAGAUAAUUUAGCCCUCGUUUUGUCCGCCAUGAAGUUCCAUAAGCUGUUGUACGGUCGCGAAUUCGUGUACUUGGAAGAUCACAAACCACCGCCGUCAAUCUUAGGUUCGAAGAAGGACAUUCCUGUCUUUUAAGCCAGACGAAUUCAGCGAUAAAUAACCAUUCUUCCUAGUCACAGUUUCGGCAGUCUCUUUUGCCGUUUUCCCGACUUUGGUCAGGCUGACGCCCUUUCUCGCCUCAUCUGCAAUUAUCAGGAACCUGAGAAAGACAUUGUGAUUGCCACUAAUUCGAUUGAGGACUAUGUGCGCAGUCUCUUCUCAGAUGCCAUACAGUGUAUCACUGUCACUUCCGCGGACAGAUCUUGGCUCUCUGUUUACUCCGGCGAUAUUUGA